This is a messenger RNA of Notolabrus celidotus (New Zealand spotty), 3145 nucleotides long. Its product is annotated as NUAK family SNF1-like kinase 1. Lineage: Eukaryota; Metazoa; Chordata; Actinopteri; Labriformes; Labridae. Gene Ontology annotation, biological process: intracellular signal transduction; protein phosphorylation; microtubule cytoskeleton organization. The transcript is spliced from 7 exons. The record is from RefSeq and is a predicted model, not a curated record. Gene Ontology annotation, cellular component: cytoplasm. The coding region runs from base 341 to 2455 and encodes 704 amino acids. Gene Ontology annotation, molecular function: protein serine/threonine kinase activity; ATP binding; tau-protein kinase activity.
AUACAGUCCAUGGGUAUCGCCGAACACUAGUGUAAGGCUCCAGUAUGUUGCUAUGAGAGCAGACUUUGGAAUGAGGAGGCUCCACCCCUCCCACAGCUCCACAGCAUGUGGUUACCAUCGCUUCUGUUGCUGUUUGUUUGAGGAGAGUCAGAGAGAGGAUAACACAACUGCUGCACAAAUGGGUCGACUGCUCAUUUUCAAGCCACUAGAUUAGACUGUGGAUUUUAAAACUCGCUCCGUCCAUGGGAGACUUUUAAGUCACACUUUCACUGCUUUCUUUAAAGUAAUUCGGACACCAGUCCUGGUGAAGGCUUCUUCUCCUGACAGGUGCGCAGAGAGGAUGGGCAGACGUAAGGCAGACAGUAGAGGCGCAAUGAACAUCAGCGACCACUCCGAGCUGGGUUGUCUGCAGGGGGCGGCAUCAAGCGACCAUCAGGCCAGUCAUGAGUGCCCGAUUCUGGGCUGCCAACGCGCGGCCAAGAGACAGAGCAAGACGGACAUGGAGGUAGUGGUGGCCCGGGCGCAGUCUGCCACAGCAGAGCCGAUGGAAGUGAAGAAGCAUCAGCAUAAGCACAACUUAAAACACCGAUAUGAGGUUAUGGAGACUCUGGGGAAAGGCACCUACGGCAAAGUGAAGAAAGCUGUGGAGAGGGCAAGUCUGAGGACGGUGGCAAUCAAGUCAAUCCGCAAAGAGCGCAUCACAGUCGAGCUGGACAGAAUUCACAUUCAGAGAGAGAUUGAGAUCACCUCCUCGCUUAGACACCCCAACAUCAUACGCUUCCACGAGGUGUUCGAGAGCCGGGAUAAGAUUGUGAUUGUGAUGGAGUACGCCAGGAGGGGAGAGCUGUACGAUUACAUCCAGGAGAGAAGACGACUGCCUGAAACGGAAGCCAGAAGCAUCUUCAGACAAAUCACAUCUGCUGUCCACUACUGCCACAAGAAUGGUGUUGUGCAUCGAGACCUCAAGCUGGAGAACAUCCUGUUAGAUCAAGACCUGAAUGUAAAGCUUGCAGACUUCGGCCUUUCCAAUCGUUUCCAGAAGGGCAAUCUGCUGCGGACAUACUGUGGGAGUCCGCUCUAUGCUGCCCCAGAGAUAGUGAAAGGACUGCCGUAUCAAGGGCCAGAGGUGGACUGCUGGGCGCUUGGUGUGUUACUGUAUGCCCUGGUGUACAGCAGCAUGCCGUUUGAUGGGGCUAGUCACGCCACACUCACAGAGCAGAUCAGCCAAGGGCGCUACCGUAGACCUAAUCCCCCCUCUGAUGCCUGCGCUCUUAUUGACUGGUUACUGACGGUGCGUGUGGACGAGAGGGCUACAAUAGAGGACGUGGCCAACCACUGGUGGGUAAACUGGGGUUUUGAAGAGAGUGUGUGUGACUGCCCCUCAUCUUCGCACCAAGAAUGCCCCUCUCCCUUGCUGGCUCGCUACAUCGACUGGCAGAAUCGGGUAGCAUCUGCCAGCAACAUGACUGUUGCCCCAGGGUCCCACUCCUCAGACUCCUCCCAUCCACCCCAGCCCUCAACUCACCCCUUUUACUUCAGCUUACCUCUGAAUAGCAAUCAUGGUGGGGGAGCAGGAAGAGUACGUGGAGGCACAUCAAAUGUGAGGAAGUCAAGAAAGGAGAAUGCAAUUCACCAGACUGCACUUGGCGCUUGUGGAGGUGUUUGUACUACUUCUACCUCCAGCAUUACCAUUUCCUCCACCUCCAGCAAUGAAAGAAAGAAACCCAAAGGUAUCCUAAAACCCCAGAGGAGUUUUGAUUCAGUCUUUCACAGCCCUCCCAAAGAGAACUCUUCCUCCAAACCUUGUAAUGCUGCUCCCCAGCCUUAUUGUACACAUACACUCCCCCACAUACAUGCUGAUGUCCUUUCCACUAGUCUUCCGCCUGCCUCAUCAUUCAGUCAGCCAUCCUCAAAAAUGCCAAAAAAGGGGAUACUUAAGAACUUGUGUAGUGGAGAGUUGGUGUAUGUGUCAUCUUCAGAGAGAAGGAUUACUGGAGUCGGAGGUAGAGCAACUGAUAAAGGUGAUUGCUCAGACACCCAGCACGCUCAUCUCCCAGCAGCAGAAGACAGCCCUACUAUGCGCACAGAGGCAGUAAGAAGAAGGAAGGGUAUCCUAAAACGUAACGGCAAAUUCUCCCGCAGUCUUGAUCUUCCCGAUGGCCGCCAUUCUUCUCCUUCUCCAGUUCCCACAAUAUUCCCUGAGGCCCUGCAGCAACUCCUCCAGGUCACAGGGGGCGUUGAUGGCCGUCGCAGCCGCCCCUCCAGUGUGGUGAGCGAGGACAGCCUCUUCUCCUCGGACUCCUUUGACUUACUAGACCUCAGCGCCCAAUCACGUCGCAGGAUUUUCUCCCGGGGUAUGCAGCGCAGUGCCUGUAGCUCUGAGGAGGACCUGGAGCAGCUGAGGGUGGACACAGACAGGGUUUGCAGAGGUACAGAGGGACAAAAGAAAUACUAAUAUAAGGAAAUAUGGACACACCAGUGCGAGAACGGUGUUUAAGGCUGUUUCUUGGUCGCCAGUUACAGACAUUACUGAAAGACUGACAGGAAUUCUGGAGAGGUUGUAUCACAAAGUUUCGUCUUGAGUGGACACUUCAUGCAAUGUAAAGCACCACCUUUUGGCACAUUUGUCUGACAUUUAAAAGAAUAUGUACUUGAUCCAUUCACAGUUCAAUUUAUAAUCUGCAAGGUAGUACGUUGACUGACUGGGCCGAUGGUGACACUUCAAGAGGAUCCAGGUUCUGCCAAAUUGCAAAGAUGGGACCUUAACUUAUACUUCUCCUUGUAAUGAACCUAAUCUGAUCACACCCGCACAACAGAUCCUUUUUUAUCGUUUUACAGCAGAUCUCUGUCCAGACCGGCCUGGAGAAUCUGAGACUGGAUGGUGUUUGUUGAUUUUUGAUGAGUGAAAACUUGUGUCAGUAUGGUGACAAUGAGCAGAAGACUGAGUGACUUUUAUCCACCUGCAUUUAUGAACCUUUGCACAUGAAAAAAAACCCUGAGAGGAAUCACUUAAAAAUAUCAAAGAACUGUGCAAUGGUAUAUAGGUUAAGAACAAAAUGUGCAUAAUUUUGUUGCACCCACUUCUUCAGUAGAGGUUUUAUGUGAGCCACACUGGAGAAAUAAAACAUUUAAGUGUUCAUUCUAA